Molecule: messenger RNA, 625 nt
Organism: Prorocentrum cordatum
Lineage: Eukaryota; Dinophyceae; Prorocentrales; Prorocentraceae
Source: the annotation of a GenBank genome assembly
GUCAGGAUCUGGACCAGAGGCCGCGCCAAGGAUAGAGGCUACGACAUCGAUAGCCUCUGCAGCGGCGGGCAGCUCGACACGGCGCACCACCGCCUCUACACCUGCAUAAGGGCACAUGUGGUCGCAGCCCGCGCUGAGAGCGAGGUCAACGCGGUAUUCGCGCGGGCGGCCAUCGACAACGAUGAGGAGAUGCGGCCGCCGCUGCAAUCUGGCGCCGAGGUACACAUGCUCGACGGCGAUGGCAACGACGCGUGGUGCACGCCUGAGACGACGUGCGACGUCCUCGGCAGCAGCGCCACCGAGCUGGAGUUCGUGCUCGACGGAUCGGGCAGCGCGCCGCCCCUCGACGCGCUGCGCCGCUUGGGCUGGGCCGCCGCCCUCCUCGACCCGCAGGGGGGCAAGCCGCUCCGGGCGACGUGCUGGGCGGUGCCUGACUCGCCCCCGCAGCGGCCGGCCAUGGCCGAGCACCUGGCGCUAGCCUUCGUCGGCAAGGCAGCGGACCGCCAUUGCGACGUCUACGCCGAUUACACGGCCGUCGUGCGUGACUCGGCCAAGCGUCCACAUGGGCAGCUCCGCCCAAGAGCUCACGAUGGUUGCGUGAAGCUGUUUGGUCAGCUGGCGCAAG